Brassica oleracea var. oleracea is the source of this 1765-nucleotide messenger RNA. Its product is annotated as regulation of nuclear pre-mRNA domain-containing protein 1B-like. The record is from RefSeq and is a predicted model, not a curated record. Bases 161 to 1543 code for a protein of 460 amino acids. NCBI's taxonomy places the organism in Eukaryota, Viridiplantae, Streptophyta, Magnoliopsida, Brassicales, Brassicaceae. The transcript is spliced from 7 exons. Gene Ontology annotation, cellular component: RNA polymerase II, holoenzyme. Gene Ontology annotation, molecular function: RNA polymerase II complex binding. Gene Ontology annotation, biological process: mRNA 3'-end processing.
UUCAACUGCUCAACUUCUCCGGCGGUUUCUGGGAGGCGUCAUCAGACAGAACGGCGCCGUUAUUUUCCUUUUGCAAUCGUUGGACCUUAUACCUCUACGCAACAAUAAUCUCCUGCUCCUCUCUACUCGUAAAGGCGCUGACUUUGAGGUGGUGGGAACAAUGGGUAGUUCGUUUAAUGCUCAGGUAUUAGCUGAGAAGCUUGCCAAACUCAACAGUUCUCAAGCAAGCAUAGAGACUUUAUCGCAUUGGUGUAUCUUUCACAUGAACAAGGCGAAACAUGUUGUGGAGACAUGGGGGAGGCAGUUUCACUGCUCCCCGCGCGAGCAACGUUUGGCGUACCUGUACCUUGCGAAUGAUAUCUUGCAGAACAGUAGGCGAAGAGGUUCGGAGUUUGUUGGCGAGUUCUGGAAUGUGCUCCCGGAUGCUCUUCGUGACGUGAUUGAAAAUGGUGAUGACUCUGAAAGAAAAUCCGCACUUCGAUUGGUUAAUAUAUGGGAAGAAAGAAAGGUUUUUGGAUCUAGUGGACAGAUUCUCAAAGAAGAGAUUCUUAGAAAGCUGCCUGAUAAUGGAGGGGUCGUGCCACUUAAGAAGCAGGCAAAUGCAACUCCGUUGGAGAGAGUAGUGUCUGCUGUUGAAGCUCUUCACGGUGGUCAGAUUAAUGUGGAUGAUGUUGUUGGAAAAUGUACUAAUGUUGUGGGUUACCUUGAGAAAGCAGCUCAGGAGGUUGAGAGUUCAGGACACACCCCUGGCUCCGCGGUUGUAAAGGAGGUGCAGGGACAACAUACCAUACUGAGAGACUGCAUCGAACAGCUAGCAGCAAUGGAAACAUCCAGAACAAGUCUUAUCUCUCAUUUGAGAGAGGCUUUACAAGAACAGGAACUCAAGCUGGAGCAAGUCCGUAGCCACCUUCAGAUCGCUCGGUUUCAAUCAGACAGAACAGGUGAUCUCUGCAAACAGCUUAGUAGUAGCUCACAGCCUCCUGAAGAAGUCAUCAAAGUUUCAUUCACUUCAUCUGCACCGGUUAUGUUUGCUUCAAACCCACCAACUCAAUCAGUGGUAGUAGUAGACCCGAGAAAAACCGAAGCCGCAGCAAUGGUAGCUAAGCUAACCGCAUCAACCUCCUCAGCCGAGAUGCUCUCCUACGUUCUCUCCUCCUUUGCCUCUGAAAACAACCCACCCGCUGUAACAGAAACUCACCCGCCAGAGAAAAGGCCCAAGCUUCAACAGAACACAUCCACAGCCACCACCAGUCCCCCACCGCCGCCGCCGCCACCAGCAUUCCAGCUUCAGCCUCAGUUCUUACAGCCUUUACAGCCUCCUGGUCCUGUAAACCAGACGCCAUUCAGCUACACCAUAGCAACAACCACUCAACAACAACAACAACAACAACAACAGCAAGGUCCUUGGAUUCCUGGACUCACCUUGCUUCCAACAACCUCUGCUCCAUCAGAUAAUAAUUCAUACCAAAAGUUUCAGGGGCAAGAUGGUUUCUAUGGCACUACUAACUCACCGUCCUCUAUGACACCUGCUACUCGGCAGUAGAAGUAGGGUUCUAAGAGACCAUAAAGCUCACUUCUUUGGUGUUGUUUAAAAGUACAGUACUAAUGAGUGUUUGAAUAGGAUUUGGAAUGUGCAAGUCUAACUAUAUGCUUCUUCUGCAUAUAUCUUCUGUCAUUUUUUCUGUAAACUUUUAAGCAAAAGAACAAAAAAAUACACUUCUUUUCAAGUCUUUCUUUCUGAAACUUAGGAAGAUUCGUUUUAGCU